UUUGUAGGUCGCUUUUGUCAUGGCUCGUACCAAGCAGACAGCGCGCAAGUCGACGGGCGGCAAGGCCCCGCGCAAGCAGCUGGCCACCAAGGCGGCCCGCAAGAGCGCGCCGGCCACCGGCGGCGUCAAGAAGCCGCACCGCUACCGGCCCGGCACGGUGGCCCUGCGCGAGAUCCGCCGCUACCAGAAGUCCACCGAGCUGCUGAUCCGCAAGCUGCCGUUCCAGCGGCUGGUGCGCGAGAUCGCGCAGGACUUCAAGACCGACCUGCGCUUCCAGAGCUCGGCCGUGAUGGCGCUGCAGGAGGCGUGCGAGGCCUACCUGGUGGGGCUCUUCGAGGACACCAACUUUGCUUUCCUGAAAGCCAUGUCUGGCCGAGGCAAAGGCGGGAAGGGCCUAGGCAAGGGGGGCGCCAAGCGCCACCGCAAGGUGCUGCGCGACAACAUCCAGGGCAUCACGAAGCCCGCCAUCCGGCGGCUGGCCCGGCGCGGCGGCGUCAAGCGCAUCUCCGGCCUCAUCUACGAGGAGACCCGCGGCGUGCUCAAGGUGUUCCUGGAGAACGUGAUCCGGGACGCCGUCACCUACACGGAGCACGCCAAGCGCAAGACGGUCACGGCCAUGGACGUGGUGUACGCGCUCAAGCGCCAGGGCCGCACCCUCUACGGCUUCGGGGGCUAAUUUGCCGGGUUUCGCCACCAGAACGUUUCAUUUCUCAACCAAAGGCCCUUUUCAGGGCCACCCAACUGUUCAAAAAAAGGGCUGUCCUAAACGAACCAGGGCACUUGAGCCUACCAGCUCCGUACUCUACUUAGAAUCCACAAUAUUGAGACCGAAACCCAGAAGGUUGUGGGAUUUUGAAAGGAAAACUUCAGUUCGAUAGUCGUAUGUGCCAAGGUAACUCCCUUAGCUCAAUGGUUUAUUUUACCCGUUCCUCUGUUCCCAGUCACCGCAUACGA
Molecule: messenger RNA, 954 nt
Organism: Prionailurus viverrinus (fishing cat)
Lineage: Eukaryota; Metazoa; Chordata; Mammalia; Carnivora; Felidae
Product: histone H3.1-like
Exons: 2
Coding region: 20-676 (218 amino acids)
Cellular component (GO): nucleosome
Molecular function (GO): protein heterodimerization activity; structural constituent of chromatin; DNA binding
Source: RefSeq, a predicted model, not a curated record